CUGCCAGCGAACGCUGUCUUGGGUCCUGUGUCGCCGACGUGGGCUCGCCGUCGCCGCGAGCUCCACCUUCCUUCGUCUCUCCGCUCCGCGCCGAGCGCGAUGUGGCGAGCGACGAGGCGGUGUCCGCCGCUGCUGCGGUGGUUCUCUUCGGACGCAGCCGCCUCCAAGGCGGCGCCGCGGCGGCAGCGGGUGGCGGCGCUGUGGGGGAACGGGGACUACGGGCGGCUGGGGCUGGGCGUGCUGGAGUCGCGCUGGAGCCCCACGGUCUGCCCCUUCUUCCUCGCCCGCGCCGCCGACCCGCCCGCCUCCCUCGCCUGCGGCGGCGCGCACACCCUCUUUCUGACCCAGAGUGGGCGAGUGUUUGCUACAGGGCUGAACGACUUUGGGCAGCUCGGGGUAGGAUCCUCGGUUACACAUACGCUGGAGCCUGUUGAAGUUUCUGGAUUUCACGAGAGAGUUGUAGAAGUUUCAGCUGGCAAUCAUCAUUCUUGUGCAGUUACCGCGGAUGGUAAGCUCUUUGUUUGGGGCAGAAACUCAGGUGGCCAGCUUGGCCUUGGUAAAGGGGCAGGUAAAGUUGUUUCUACCCCAACAAAGGUUGAUUGUUUGACUGACUUCAGAAUAAAAAUGGUUGCUCUGGGAUCAGAGCAUUCAAUUGCUGUUACAGAGGAAGGUGAAGUCUUGAGUUGGGGAGCUGCUGGUUCUGGUAGGCUCGGACAUGGCCGUCAAUCUAGCAUCCUGGGAUUUUCUCUGACCACAAGUGAAUAUACUCCAAGAUUGAUCAAAAACUUUGAUGGUAUCAAGAUUAAAAAGAUAGCUGCAGGAAUGUUGCACUCAGCUUGCAUUGAUGAAAAAGGUACUUUGUUCAUAUUUGGGCAGAAGACUGAGAAGGGAUUUGGAAGAUCAAAUGAAGCAUUCAGACCAAAUAUUGUUGAAGAGAUUCCAUUUUCAGAAGAAGUUGCUUGUGGAGGUUACCAUACUUGUGUUGUAACAGAUAGCGGUGAUCUGUAUUCUUGGGGUUCAAAUGAAAAUGGCUGCCUUGGUCUGGGGUAUUUCAUCUAUGACUUACUCAAGAACUUGCCUACAUCAUCUUAUAUGGUUUGCUCUCCAGAAAUUUUGAAAAGCUCGCUAUUUAAACUUCCUGUAUCUAAGGUAUCUUGUGGUUGGAAGCACACAGCUGUAAUUUCAGGUGAUGACAUUUACACAUGGGGUUGGGGAGGCGCCAAUGGAACUUUUUUUGAAGAGGGGCAUUCUUCCGGUGGACAGCUAGGACAUGGAAAUGACGUAGACUAUUUUGAACCUAUGAUGGUUCCCUUUGGCAAGAAUGCAAGAGCCGUCCAUGUAUCGUGUGGCUUCAAUCAUACUGGUGCAAUUUACGAGUACUCCGAGGACUGAUUGAUGUGCCACCUGCAGACAGCAGAUCAGCAUGUCUUGGAGACUUGGACUAAUUAUCGAAUUAUACUCAGUAGAAGUGCACAUAAACAGCAGAAAGAAGCUCUGAUAUUGGACCUGCACCUAUGUGAAGAGAAAUAUAGUCUAUAGAACAGAGUGAUACCACCCCCCUGAUUGAGCGAGGGGGAUGUAAAUCAAACAGAAUAAGAGAUAAACUGGAUGCAUUUUAUGAUGCAUCAGAGUUACAGGUCAGUGUAUAGCGUUCCAGUCGUUCCUUCAUUUAUUGGGUGGUUAUGUAUUAUUUUGCCAGCUAAUAAGAAAUCCAUUGCCUGAGGUCUCAGCAGGCUGUUCGUGUACAUGAUGAGUACUUCACUGCUUGGUGUCUAUGCUAGCUGUGUUUCUGUGUAAAUAAUACAUGAAUCAAUUAAUCCUGUUUGUACAAUUAAAAAUGUACAUAUAUCAGUGCAUCGUUCA
Sorghum bicolor (sorghum) is the source of this 1863-nucleotide messenger RNA. RefSeq names its product ultraviolet-B receptor UVR8. The transcript has 15 exons. The record is from RefSeq and is a predicted model, not a curated record. Lineage: Eukaryota; Viridiplantae; Streptophyta; Magnoliopsida; Poales; Poaceae. Bases 100 to 1392 code for a protein of 430 amino acids.